AUGAGGUUCUUUCACUCUUCUAGCUCUGCAUUACUUGACAAUCCUUAUAAGGUACUUGGUGUGGAGAAGAAUGCUAGCUCAUCCCAAAUUAAGAAGGCAUACUACAAAUUGGCAAAGAAAUAUCACCCAGAUGUCAAUAACUCUUCGGAUGCUGAAGAAAAGUUUCAUUCAUUACAGGAGGCCUAUGACAUAUUGAGUGAUCCAAAAAAGAAGCAGCAAUUUGAUCAGUUCGGUGCUGCCGGCUUUGGCCCCAGUGGACAGACUGCCGGUGCUGCCGGUACCUACAGUGCAUAUGGUGGAAAUCCAUUUGGUGGAUCCUCUGGCGCACGUACUGGUAAUCCCUUUGAAGGUUUCGGCAUCAAUUUUGAUGACUUGUUUGGAGGUAUGGGAGGUAGUCGUGGAUCUGGUAAUCCAUUUGGAGGUGCAGGAUAUGGAGGUGCUAGAUCCAGUGUACAACAUUUUCAAGGCGAAGAUAUUGAGGUUUUAAAGACAAUUGCUUUCAAAGAAGCUAUUUUUGGUACCAAUGUGGCUGUCAAGUAUAAUGCAUUGAGCAAAUGUGAUUUUUGUCAUGGUUCAGGAUUAAAGCAGGGUCGUAAAAAGUCCACUUGUCCUACAUGUGGAGGUACUGGUUCCCAGGUUCAUUUCUUGCAGGCCGGCUUCCAGAUGGCUUCAACCUGUACUACCUGUGGAGGUACGGGUGUUGUGAUCAAGAAUGAGGAUAAAUGUAAUAUUUGUCACGGUGAUGGAGUUGUGAAUAGGACCAAAGAGACUGAGGUGAGGCUUCCUCAAGGCCUUAGGGAUGGCAGUAGAAUUCGUGUGUCGGGUGCAGGUGAUGCACCACAUACCACUUCGUCUAGUGGAUAUGUGCUCACCAACGGUGACUUGAUCAUCCGUGUCAGAGUUAGACCUGAUGCAAACUUUGUUAGAGAUGGAAACAAUUUAGUUUACAAAUGCAAAAUUUUAAUGACCACUGCUUGUUUAGGUGGAAAAGUGGAUAUACCUACUUUGGAUGGACAGAAAGUGAAGUUGAGAAUCCCUGCAGGUGCUGAACAAGGUAGAAUAAUAAGCAUCCCUGAUAAAGGUGUCCCUGUUGGUGGAGGAAGAAGAGGCGAUCAGAAGGUUGUUAUUGAAUUGCAGCCAAUGAGACCGCAAACUGCUACUCAGACUGCACUAUUAGAAGCUUUGGCUGAUGCUUUUGGGGAUACUACUGCCAAUAAAAUUGAUCCCUCUUGGAAGCCAUUGGAGAAGAUGAAUCAAAAUGAUAGCGGUAAAGAGAAUUCCAUUAAGGAUGGAGGCAAGACUGACUCGGCUUCUGAAAAGCCUUUGUCAGCGCUGGAGCGCAUCCAGUCUUUCUUAAUGAACGCUUUUAAGCGUAUCAGAGAGGAGUUUGAAAAUAAUCAAAAGAAGUAA
Molecule: messenger RNA, 1410 nt
Organism: Brettanomyces nanus
Lineage: Eukaryota; Fungi; Ascomycota; Pichiomycetes; Pichiales; Pichiaceae
Exons: 1
Coding region: 1-1410 (469 amino acids)
Biological process (GO): response to heat; protein refolding
Cellular component (GO): cytoplasm
Molecular function (GO): ATP binding; heat shock protein binding
Source: RefSeq, a predicted model, not a curated record